Trichoplusia ni (cabbage looper) is the source of this 1178-nucleotide messenger RNA. It is a transcript of the gene l(3)87Df, whose product is annotated as cytochrome c oxidase assembly protein COX20, mitochondrial. NCBI's taxonomy places the organism in Eukaryota, Metazoa, Arthropoda, Insecta, Lepidoptera, Noctuidae. The transcript is spliced from 2 exons. Bases 97 to 465 code for a protein of 122 amino acids. Gene Ontology annotation, cellular component: mitochondrial inner membrane; mitochondrion. Gene Ontology annotation, biological process: mitochondrial respiratory chain complex IV assembly. The record is from RefSeq and is a predicted model, not a curated record.
UUGAGGUUAGAAAUUAGAAUAUAUUUUGACAGCAUAGAUUGUUAUUUUUCUUUUGCAAUAACCUGAUUAUUGACAAAGUGCAACUUUAUAUUAAAUAUGGAUACUGUUGUCAAAAGUAUGCUCGAUGAGGAGGUCGAAGAGGAGAAAAAGGGUUUAGUAAUAUUUGGUAGGGAUGUCUCCAAAAUACCUUGCUUCAGAGAGAGUUUCCUGUACGGCAUUGCAACAGGAAUCGGCGUUGGUUUAGCAGCUUUUAUAAAAACAUCAAGGCCCAUGCUAUCACAACAUAUUGGUGUUGGGACUUUUUCAAUGACCACAAUGGUAUAUUGGUGCUUUUGUAGGUAUGAGUGGUCGAAGCAAAGGUUUGAUGCUCAGAUCUUACAAGAUGCACUGAAAGAUAAAAUUAUGUAUGAAGGUACAGCAAUGGAGAGAGAGCUAGAACAAAAAGGUGUUUUAAAAUCAGCUUAAAAUGAAAUAAAGUAGCAGCAAUUUAUAAACUUAAUAUACCGCACUGACAACAUGGCAAUGAUAUGUACAUAAUAUGAUGCUGAACCAUUUGCUAAAUGUAUCUUUUAUCAUGUAGACAUACAGUCACACUUUGCUUCGUUCUAUGUUUAAUACUUCUGUAAUAUAUUAUAGGUAAGAAUUAUGUUUUGUAACCCAUGAAAGUAGGUGAUAUUUUCAAAUCUUAAUAAAACUAUAUAGAAAGAAGUUUUAAGUAAUGAUAAUUUGUCAAUUAUAUUAAAACCCAUAUACUGUACUGAAAAAGUUACAUAUAAGCUUAAACUAUCUGAAAAUAAUAACUACAGAAACCAGGUUUUAAAUGAAUGAAUGUAAAUUAUACUUACAUAAUAAGAAAAUGUAUUCAGAUCCUGUUUUAAGUAUUGAACUGAUGAAAUUUUUAUAAUCACUAAAAUUGCUACAAUGUUUAUAACAAGUUUCAAUGAACCUAGGACAAAUUGUGAGCAUUUAUUGAUAAAAAUGUAAUUAUACACAUUCAAUUGUAUAAGUUCAUUAGUUCCAUCAUUAUGGCCAUUAACUUUAAUAAAUCAUAUAGUGUAGUAACUUGUUUAAUCAGUAGCUGAGAUAACUUUAAACCAAACAAGCAGAUAUGAUUUGUUAACUGUAGUUAUAUUUGGAAUGUAUAUUUUAGUGUAGUAGUAAUAAAAAAAAUAGUUACA